UAUAAUUCACCUCUGAAAAGUAAAAAAAUGGAGGGUAGCCCAGACCUAGAAAUACAAUCUUACAAUCUCCUUCCUUAAUACUCUGAAUUUUGGACAUUGAGCUUUUAAUUGAACUGCAACGUAUUUCUGUACUUCAAACAAAUAGGCUCCGUGAACUUUGAAAACCCUAACCUUUUGUGCGUAUCUAUCUCUCCAACAGAGCGCGCGAAUUUGCUACCUGCUACAGCAAAGAAUGGCUCUAGAAAUAGAAGCUCGAGAUGUUAUCAAGAUUGUGCUUCAAUUCUGCAAAGAAAAUUCACUGCACCAAACAUUCCAGACAUUGCAGAACGAGUGCCAAGUCUCGCUCAAUACAGUAGAUAGUAUUGAGACAUUUGUUGCUGAUAUCAAUAGUGGAAGAUGGGAUGCCAUAUUGCCUCAAGUGGCUCAACUUAAGCUUCCUAGGAAUAAAUUGGAGGACUUAUAUGAACAGAUUGUAUUAGAAAUGAUAGAACUUCGAGAGUUGGACACUGCACGUGCCAUUUUAAGACAAACUCAGGCAAUGGGUGUCAUGAAGCAGGAGCAACCUGAGAGAUACUUGCGACUUGAGCAUCUCCUAGUUAGAACUUAUUUUGAUCCAAAUGAGGCUUAUCAGGAUUCAACAAAGGAGAAACGCCGUGCACAGAUCGCCCAAGCUCUUGCCACGGAAGUUAGUGUUGUUCCGCCUUCUCGAUUAAUGGCUCUAAUUGGUCAGGCUUUAAAAUGGCAGCAACACCAAGGGUUGCUCCCACCGGGAACACAAUUCGAUUUAUUCCGAGGAACAGCUGCUAUGAAACAGGAUGUGGAGGACAUGUAUCCAACAACCCUUGCACACACUAUUAAGUUUGGAACAAAAAGUCACGCUGAAUGUGCUCGGUUCUCACCAGAUGGGCAGUUCCUUGUUUCGUGCUCUGUUGAUGGGUUUAUUGAGGUCUGGGAUUACCUAACUGGAAAGCUGAAGAAAGAUCUUCAGUACCAGGCUGAUGAAACUUUUAUGAUGCAUGAUGAUCCUGUCCUAUGUGUUGAUUUUAGCCGAGAUUCUGAGAUGAUUGCCUCUGGUUCCCAAGAUGGGAAGAUCAAAGUCUGGCGGAUAAGGACUGGUCAGUGCUUGCGCCGUCUUGAGCGUGCUCAUUCUCAAGGAGUCACUAGUGUUACCUUCUCUCGUGAUGGAAGCCAGCUGCUAAGUACAUCCUUUGACAACACAGCCAGAAUACAUGGCCUAAAAUCCGGGAAGUUGUUAAAAGAAUUCCGCGGCCAUACCUCUUAUGUGAAUGAUGCCAUCUUUACAAGUGAUGGAACUCGUGUUAUCACUGCAUCCAGUGAUUGCACAGUCAAGGUUUGGGAUGUGAAGAGUACAGAGUGUAUACAUACAUUUAGGCCACCACCUCCAUUAAGGGGGGGUGAUGCUUCUGUGAACUCUGUUCAUCUUUUCCCUAAAAACACAGAUCACAUUAUUGUCUGUAAUAAGACAUCCUCGAUUUGCAUCAUGACACUUCAAGGACAGGUCGUGAAGAGUUUUUCAUCUGGUAAAAGAGAAGGUGGAGAUUUUGCUGCGGCAUGUGUAUCACCAAAAGGUGAAUGGAUAUACUGUGUUGGUGAAGACAGGAAUAUGUACUGCUUCAGCCAGCAGUCUGGUAAACUGGAGCAUCUAAUGAAGGUUCAUGAGAAGGAUGUAAUUGGCGUAACUCAUCAUCCCCAUCGGAAUCUUGUUGCUACAUACAGUGAAGACUCAACAAUGAAGUUAUGGAAGCCUUGAAUUGCCAUUGUGCUGGUCAUAUUUAUAUUUUCUCCAUACCAUUUUGCCUGCUUUGGCCCCCUGCCCUCAUCUACCUUGAAACAAAAUAAUUUUGAGUCAACUGUUAUUUUAUUAUUUGCCUGGUAAAUUGUAGAGAGUCUUCAAAAUGAUUGUGCACUUGCCUGUAUCAUUCUUAAUUAGAAGGAGCCAGAUCUUUGUAGCUGUAGCCAACCAGCCAUCAAUUUGCAAUCCAUUUUCUUGUACAGGCAACUAAUUGAAGUUUCUUUUCUUACA
Messenger RNA from Jatropha curcas, 2044 nucleotides. It is a transcript of the gene SMU1, whose product is annotated as transducin family protein / WD-40 repeat family protein. The record is from RefSeq and is a predicted model, not a curated record. NCBI's taxonomy places the organism in Eukaryota, Viridiplantae, Streptophyta, Magnoliopsida, Malpighiales, Euphorbiaceae. Gene Ontology annotation, biological process: mRNA splicing, via spliceosome. Gene Ontology annotation, molecular function: protein binding.